This is a messenger RNA of Lactuca virosa, 1434 nucleotides long. NCBI's taxonomy places the organism in Eukaryota, Viridiplantae, Streptophyta, Magnoliopsida, Asterales, Asteraceae. The record is from the annotation of a GenBank genome assembly.
CCAUAACACAACCAUGGAGGCAAAACUCUCCAACAUCCGUCUAUCCACGGUGGUUCCUGGUGAAGUAACGGUGGCAAACACCAUUCGCCGUUUCACAAACGCCGAUUUAGCCAUGAAAUUCCACUACAUAAAAGGAGUAUAUUUCUUCACGAAAGAAGCUGCCGAUGGUCUAAUCAUUUUCGAACUGAAAACAGCCAUGUCGUACCUUCUAAGCCUGUACCCCACGGUGGCUGGCCGGAUCCGACGCCGGCUGGAAAACAACCGGCCGUUCAUCAAGUGUAACGACAGUGGGAUUAGGGUGGUGGAGGCGGAGAGUAACACCACCGUUGAUGAAUGGGUUGAGAUGAAAUGCGAUGUGAGUGAACUCGCUUAUAGUGGUCAUGUACUUGGCCCUGACCUUGAAUUCUCUCCUCUUGUUUCUAUUCAGUUUACGAGGUUCAAAUGCGGAGGACUCUCAGUUGGAUUAAGUUGGUCUCACAUCCUUGGAGAUGCAUUAUUCGCUUCAACCUUCAUGAACUUGUGGUCUAAGGUCAUUAAAGGAGAAACAUUAUCUCAGAUUCCCAUCACUAUAAACACAAACAAUACGAAAAUACCGGUUCAAGAAAAAACAUAUUCUUUUAGAGGUGUUGAUCUUGUUGAAAACCUUUGGUGUAAUGCCAACAAUACCAAAAUGGUUACAUUUUCCCUUCAUAUUUCAUCAAAAAUUGUUGACCGGAUAACUUCAAAUACCAAUGCCAAGCCUUUCGAAGCACUUAGUGCCAUCAUAUGGAAGUCAUUAGCUAAGAUAAGAGAGCAACUUGAUCCCAAGAUUGUGACCUUAUGUACAUAUGGUUCUCCAAAGAAUGAAAUUAAAGCUCAAAGGAACAGUCAUUUUGUGAGUAGGGUUGUUGUUGAUUUUACGGUUUUGGAGACUAAGGUUACAGAUUUAGCACAAAUGAUCACUAAUAAGACACUAAAUGAUAGUGUCUUGAUUGAGGACUUUGUGGAUGGAGAAAAUAAGAACUCUGAUGUUACAUUUUAUGGGGAAACUUUGACAUUUGUGAAUAUACAAGGGGCUAAUUUGUAUGGAUUUGAACUAAAAGGGCACAAAUCGGUUUUUGUAAACUAUAUGAUGGCAGGGAGUGGGGAUGAAGGAGUCAUAUUAGUUCUUCAAGGUCCGGAAAACUGCAACGGGGUAUUAGUGACGAUGACAUUACCAAGUGGUGAGGUUAUAAGUUUAAAGAAUGAACUUAAAAAUGAAUGGUAUAUCAUAUGACUAAAUGUCAAUGACAAAGCAUAGUUUGAGCAUUCUAGUUUGAUACACAAGUAGAAACACGAGUGGAUAUGGUUUUUUAUUUAUUUCUUUUUGGGUUUCGUUAGCAAUCUAUACGGAAAGAAAAACAUGCACUGGUAUAAGAGUGAAAAUUAUGUAACAGCCAAAGUUAUGCCAGACAA